This is a messenger RNA of Zasmidium cellare ATCC 36951, 2850 nucleotides long. RefSeq lists its product as uncharacterized. The record is from RefSeq and is a predicted model, not a curated record. Gene Ontology annotation, biological process: poly(A)+ mRNA export from nucleus; protein import into nucleus. Gene Ontology annotation, molecular function: structural constituent of nuclear pore. The transcript is spliced from 2 exons. Gene Ontology annotation, cellular component: nuclear pore. The coding region runs from base 1 to 2850 and encodes 949 amino acids. Lineage: Eukaryota; Fungi; Ascomycota; Dothideomycetes; Mycosphaerellales; Mycosphaerellaceae.
AUGUCCACCCAGGCACCGUCGCAAGCGGCACCGGCCUACUUCCAAGCCCUCCUCGACCGCGGCCAGAAACGACCCAACAACAGCCACGAACCGCAACUCCAACUCGGCCUGGGCGACAUUGCACGCAAGGUCAGAAACCUAGGCAAAGGCUUCACCGAUGCUCGCGCACAAUACCUCCUCUCCGCCUCGGGCGUCAACACAACCGAAGCACUGCGCGACUUGGAAGAGCUGGCCGGGACGAGGCCCACUACACUACAACCCACAGAAACAGCACUGCCGGCAGUGAAGGAGACACUGGCAGACCAACAUCAGAAUGACUUUCAGAAAAUGGUCAACUCGCACAUUCAGCAGUCUCGGAAUGACUUCGACAGCAUGGUGGCGGAGCGCCUGCAUGGCGUGGAUUGGGAUUAUCAGCGCGAGCGCAUUUUCCAGCAUUUUGGGUUGAAGAAGCCGGAGAAGCUGAGUGCGUCGACAUCGAACAACAUGAGCACGGGUGGUGUUAGCAGUUUUGGGAGGUCUUCGAGACGAGGCGGGGCUUCGGUGGUUGGCAAUUCUCAGUAUGGGAUUCGAGGCAUGAGCAGGUCGAUUAUUGGGUCGGUGGGACCGAGGACAAUGCGGACCAGCGCGUUUGGCGAUAUUGCUGAGAAGCUUGUGGAUGGAAUACGUCCCGCACCAGAGGAUAGCGCGCAGCGGAGGAAGCAAGAUCAGUAUGCUGAGAGAGUCAAGGAUCUGAACGUGGCACGUUUGCAGGAGAAGGUAUAUCCCGUUCUUACUAAGUUCGCGGAGGUUGAGGCGGAGCCAUCGCAUGAGGAUACAUCGAUGCUUGUUGAUUCUUUCAACUUGUUGAUCGAGAUCAUUGGCGAGGAUGCCAGCAAGGAGAACAUCACGGAUCCAGGUGUCAUAAGAGAGCGCCAAUACGCCAAGGCUUAUCUGGACGACAAUGCGACCUCACCCAGUCAGAUCUCCAUCCGCAAACGAAUCAUCAAUGGCUCUCGCAAGUUUCUGGAGAAGAAGGCCUGGGCCCAGAUUGAGGCGAUGAUUGCGAGAAGCCCACGCGAGGCACAAGUUGGAGGCCAGCCUUCUGCCCUCAACAAAGUGCGAGGCUCUGUCCGUGUGCGAGCAGCACGUAAGGAGCUGGGCCCGGACAUCGACAAUCUCAUCUCGUUCGACGAUGGUGACUAUCCUUGGGCUGUUGUCUUCUACUUGCUACGGACUGGGUUGUUUGAUGAGGCUCUGGCAUAUGUCCACGAGCGCAGACGGGCCUUCAGCUCGGGCGACUCGCAGUUCCUCAAGUACCUCACCGCGUACGUCAACAACAAUGAUCACAGACUGCCUGCAGAUUUACAAACCGCCAUCAACAACGAAUACUCCACCCGCCACCGCAUCGGACCAGAGGACCAAAAGGAUCCCUACCGGAUGCUGUGCUACAAGAUCAUUGGUCGCUGCGAUCUGGUCCGUCGCAAUCUGGAUAAUAUCUCGAAUGACAUGAUGGACUGGAUGUGGCUGCAAUUCGCUCUCGGACGUGAGUUCAACCGGGUUGAUGAGUUCGCUCACGAGUCAUUUGGACUGGAUGAGAUUCGUCAAGGCUUUAAGGAAGUUGGCGAACGCUUCUUCGGCCCUGGAAACGACAUCGCGAACGGACAGACGACGUGGUUCUUCAUGCAGACUCUUGCUGGCUUGUUCGAGAAGGCUGUCGCUGAUUUGUAUCCACACAACUACGUGUCGGCGGUGCACUUUGCGAUCGCACUCGACUUCUACGGAUUGCUCAGAGUCAGCGACAUCGCCAACAGUGACGACCUGCUCAGCCACAGCACCCGCCAGCAGCCACAAAUCGCAUUUGGCGCCAUGGUCGCUCUAUACACGCGCGACUUCCGGACUGCCAACGCCACGGCUGCGAUCGACUACAUCACCCUCAUCUGUUUAAACGCAGACCUCACGGGCGAGACUGGCAAAGCCCAGAAGAAGAUCUGCCACCAAGCCCUGAACGAGGUGAUUCUUGAGACUCGGGAGUAUGCUCAGCUGCUUGGUGAUGUCCGUUCUGAUGGGCAACGCAUUAAGGGCGCCAUCGAGCAGCGUCUUAAGCUCAUUGGGUUGGACAGCGAAGAAGAGUUCUUGCAACAAAUUACCCGUGAUGCGGCCAGAUCCGCCGAAGAGCAGAAUCGCACUACAGAUGCUGCGCUGCUCUUCCACUUGUGUGAGGACUACGACAAGGUCUACGAGGUCGUGAAUGACGCCCUGUCUCAAUAUCUUGUCCGAGAGCUUGGCGAAGAAGCUUCGAGACUGGCUCCAUUGAAGCCACGGAAUGUCGCAAACCAGGAUCCCAGCCAGGUCCAAGCCAGUCUGAGUCUCACUGCCAUUGAUGAUCCUGUGCAGCUUGCGGAUGGCAUUCGACAGCUGUACAACAGCCAGGGCAUGUACCUUCAGAAUUCCAGCCGGAAGCAUCGAGAUACAUGCAAUGUACUCCUACAGCUGGCCAAAGCCCGGCAAAAGCUCGAGGAGGGAUCGUGGGCAGAAGCAGUCGAUGAAAUCACCAACUCCCAAGUCAUCCCCAUGGACGCCAACGGCCAAGUCACGGCGAUCCGCAGCAAAGCGCAAGCCUUCGAAAUCAUGCCCCAGUCCGUCGCCCGCACCAUCGGCCACGUCAUGGUCUGGGCGGUCGUCGGCCUCAGCAACCAGGCCGAGUACCUGCGGUCGCUGGGCUAUGAGACGGGGCACAUGGACGAUACGAUUCGGCGGUGCGUGCAGACGGCCAAGGAUGUGAUGGUGUUUGCGGGGUUGAUAAGGUAUAAAUUGCCGGGGAGGGUGUGGGAGACGCUUGCGAAGGCGGGGCAGGAUUUGGGGGCUUAUUAG